This is a messenger RNA of Corylus avellana, 3471 nucleotides long. RefSeq names its product nitrate regulatory gene2 protein. Lineage: Eukaryota; Viridiplantae; Streptophyta; Magnoliopsida; Fagales; Betulaceae. The record is from RefSeq and is a predicted model, not a curated record.
CACUUUUCCAGUUCUGUUUUAGGACAGUUUGAGGCUUCACCAUGUGGCUUCUGCAAAUGGGUUUUCUUUUUCUUCUUUUUGUUUCCAUUUCUUUAUCUCUCUACUUUAAACCUUUAUCUUCUUUUGUUGUGUUCUCUUAACAGGUGGUAACUGGUUGUCUCAUCAUGCAACCAAUGCCCAUUUAUUCUUUUCUCAGCUUCUUUCUUCUCUUUUGAAUGGUAUUCUUUUCUCAAUUAUUUACAUCUUUUGAAUUGAUGCAUUAAUAAUAUUCAGGUUUUUCUUUUGAUCAUUUUUGUUCAAUUCAGCACAAAAUUUAAUUUGGUAAACUCAAACAAACAAGCCCAUAUAUUAUUAAACAAAUUUAUUCACCGAUUUGGGGUCUAGCUGGUUGUUUUGCAAAUGACUUCUUGGUCAAAAGUUCCACUCUCUCUUUCUUUCUCUGUUCCUACUUUUAAUUUCUUUAUUUCUUUUCCAAACAAUUCUGUCGUUGAUAUAGCUUAUUAAUGAUUUAAAGCUAGUUGAAUUCUUGGGUUGGUGGAGAAUUUGUAGAGAAGGCUCAAAAGAAUCUCCAUUUCUUCAUUCUGCUUUGUAAUUUUGAAAUGUUUUCAAGCUAUCUCUAUGACUUGAUAAUUAAGAAAAGCACCCAGUCCUUUAGAAAUUUUGUCUUUUUCAUGUAAAUUCAAUUUCUACCAAUUAGCUGCUUUGAGCUUGAUUCUCAAGACACCCUUUCUUUCCAUUCAAAAAGGCCUGCAAAUCAAAUCCUUAUGAGCGUGGAGAUAAAUACAAAAGGAUAUAUGCUGCUGUGAUUUCCAUUUCAAUUCAAGACUAGAGAAGUUGUAGAGUGAAAAGGGAAACGGAACGCAAAAGUGGGAGAUGGGAUGUUCCACAUCAAAGCUAGAUGAUGAAGAGACAGUGCAGCUUUGUAGAGAUCGAAAGAGCUUCAUCAAGCAAGCUGUUGAGCAGAGAAGAAGAUUGGCUUCUGGACACAUAGCCUAUAUUCAGUCCUUGAAAAGAGUUUCAGCUGCUCUUCGUGAUUACAUUGAAGGAGAUGAGCCUCGUGAAUUCUUGUUAGAUUCAUUCAUAACCCCACCUUUCACACCUCUAAAGAAAACAAAUCCCAGCUUCAUCACAAUCUCACCCAAAUCCUUAUCAUCAUCAACACCAAUUCAGUCGCAGCCUAAUUCAUGUUUGAAAGUAAAUUAUCUGAGAUCAGGUGGGGAGCCAGCUGUGUUGGUGGAGGAGAGGCCUCAGUCACCAGAGACUGUCAGAGUUGAAACUUACUCUCCAAUGCACCAUUUUGGGAUUGAUGGCUUCUUUGCAAUGCAAUCCUCACAUAUGAGUUCUUCAUUCUUCUCUUAUUCCCCAAACAAUAGACCCAAUAUUCCUCCUCCUUCACCUCAAACAUCCCAAUGGGAUUUCUUUUGGAAUCCGUUUUCGUCAUUUGACUACUAUGGCUAUGGAACAAGGAAUAGUCUUGAUCAGACAAUCAUGGAUGAUGACAUUGGAGGUCUAAGGCAGGUCAGAGAAGAAGAAGGGAUACCAGAACUAGAAGAAGAAACAGAACAAGAAGAGUCUAGUUAUAAGGCAAAUGUGACAGAAGAGAGAGCUAAAGUUGAUCUAAAUUGCUCUGAAGAAGAAGGUGAUGAAGACAUCGAUGAGGGUGAGGAUGAGGAGGAAGAAACAGAUAGUGGAACUGAAAUUGAGCAUGAGGUGAACGGCUUACAAUCGCGUCGUGGAAGAAGAGAAAUAUCAUCAAAAGCUCAAACUGUAGGAAAAAUGGAAGCUACAAAUCAGGAACUGGAGGUUGGUAAUCAAGAAGCCAAUGAAGAAACACCAGGCUUUACUGUUUAUGUUAAUAAGAGGCCAACAAGCAUGGCAGAAGUUGUCAAGGAUCUUGAAACUCAAUUCAUGAUUAUUUGCAAUUCAGCCAAUGAGGUUUCAGCAUUAUUAGAGGCUAGCAGAGCUCAGUAUGCAUCAACCUCGAAUGAAAUCUCAGCCAUGAAAAUGUUGAACCCAGUAGCUUUGUUCCGUUCAGCUUCAUCUCGCUCAUCCUCAUCAAGAUUUUUAGCUAAUUCUUCGAGCUCUAAAGAUGAAGGUUAUGAAAGCAGUAGUGACUUCUCAGAAGAACCCUGCAUGUAUUCAGGCAGUCACCAAUCUACAUUGGACAGAUUAUAUGCCUGGGAAAAGAAACUCUAUGAGGAAGUCAAGUCUGGAGAAAAGGUUCGAAUUUCCUAUGAGAAGAAACAAAAGCAACUCAGGAACCAAGACGUGAAAGGAGAUGACCCCUCUGCAGUUGAUAAAACAAGAGCAGCCAUUAGAGAUCUGUAUACCCAGAUAAAGGUUUCAAUACACUCUGUUGAAGCUGUUUCAAAAAGGAUCGAAACAUUAAGGGAUGAAGAAUUGCAGCCUCAACUUCUUGAAUUAGCAAAAGGACUGGCCAGGAUGUGGAAAGUAAUGGCAGAGUGCCAUCAGUCACAGAAGCGAACACUAGAUGAAGCAAAGCUUUUACUAGCCGGAAUGCCUUCAAAACUAGAUGCAAAAAAACACUCCUCCAUGUCAAUAACCGAGCCACAGAGGGUAGCCCGUUCGGCUGCCAAUCUUGAGACAGAACUCAGGAAUUGGAGAGACUGCUUUGAGUCAUGGAUCACUUCUCAGCGAUCCUAUGUACAUGCACUGACUGGCUGGCUUCUCCGGUGUGUCCAGACCGAUCCUGAAUCUUCAAAAGCACCGUUCUCUCCUCGUCGGUCCAAUGGUACCCUUCCAAUAUUCGGACUUUGCAUCCAAUGGUCAAAGUUUCUCGAUGCCAUCCGCGAAAGGCCGGUGCUCGAUGGACUGGACUUUUUUGCGGCCGGGAUGGGGUCUGUCUAUGCUCAACAGGCAAGAGAGGAUUCUCAUCGUGCACCGGUUGGAUCAAAGAGAUUUGGAAGUGGAUUAAUGGAGGAAUCUGAUGGGAAUAUGAAAAUGGUGGAGGUUGGCCAGGUAGAAGAGGUGAUAAUGACUGCAGAGAAAAUGGCUGAAGUUGCAAUAAGGGUGCUUUGUGCUGGAAUGUCAGUUGCUAUGAGCUCCAUGACAGAAUUUGCUGUUGCUUCUGCUGAAGGAUAUGCUGCACUUGUUCAUCAAUGGGAGAACACCCAUGAUGUGGCUGCAUAGUUCAAGUAGCACUGAUAUGUAAUUACACUUAAAAGGUAUUUUGUUGGAUACUUUAGGAAUGGGUGUCGGUGUAAAUUAAAAAUAUAACUUGUUAGCUGAUACAAGGUGUAGUUUAGAGUAAUUGGCAUCCCCAUCUCUCCCAUUUAUUUUACUUUAUUUAGUUUUCCAGAUGACCAAGGAGAAGAGGAAAUAGAUUAAUUUGAAAUCCCAAAACCAGUUGGGAUUGGGAAGGUUGUAAUAUGUAAAUUCCAGAAAUUUUCAAUUUUUUUGGAAAAAAUGUAAAAUUAGUCCAAGUGGUUAUAUUGAUUUGCAAUAAGCUUC